AUGGAGAAUCCUGCGGACGUUAUUAAAAGUCCAGCUGAAAGAAGGCCAUUGAUUACAAAACCUAAAGGAAUGGGACGUGGAGGUCAAGGCGGUCGAGGACCUCCAUCAAAACCAAAAUUAAAACCAAAACCAAAACUAAAACCAAAACCAAAACUAAAACCAAAACCAAAAUUAAAACCAAAACCAAAACCGAAGCAAAAGGGUAGGGGACACGGUGGAAAUUUCCAAGAGCAACAUGAAAUUCCGGGAGAUUUUCAGGAGAGCAAUCAGUUUUCAGAUGCUAAAGAUGACUCUCAAUUUAUGCAAAUACAACCGAGCGAACAAAAUGGAAGAGGAGGAGAUUCUCAUGAAAAUCAGGAGUAUCCAAUAUACUUAAAGGAGCUUUUCAGCAGUAAAACCCCCAGUUCUUUCGAUGAUUCGGAUGCAGGGAAGUUCAGACAAAGUAAACCCAGCAAAAACAGACAGGGAGACUGCGGUAGGGCACGAAACCGACGUGGUAACAGAGAUGUUGGUCAAACUGGGAUUAGACGAGCACAGAGCAUUUCCAGUAUCGCAGAAGAGGGGCUUGCUGAUCAGUCUCAAUUUGAAAGAAAUAAAAUACUCAUUCAAGGGCUGAGUGAAAAAACCUCUCGGGACGGACUGGUGAACUUUAUCGAGGUAAAGAGUGGCGGGGAAGAAGUUAAGGACGUACAGAUUCUGAAGAAUGGAAAAGCCUUGGUCACCAUGGCUGAUGAAAUCAAAGGUACGUACCUUUCAAUUAAACUUGGAGAGUAAGCAGGAAUUUCUUUAUCGUACUUCUUUGAUCUGUUUGCGAGUUAUCAGGGAUGAAAGCUCACGCCGGCUCAGUUUCAUCCUCUCAGUUUCAAGCAGUGAACUUAUCUUCAAAUUCUAUGAAAUUAACUUUUCAUCGAUUAAACUUGUUGUAUGCUUAAUUAGUAGCUGAAGAAUUAAGAUGCUUUAUUUUAGGUGUCCCACCAUUUAAAGACAUUUCGAUUUUCUUCUCUAAACUAUACAAAUAAUGCAGAUCAAUGUACUCAAUUUAUUUGGGAACAGUACAUGUAAUUCAAUGAGUUUUGUUCCUUUCAGGAAAACUCCAAAAGUGGAGACAAACAUUUGAUGAGAAUAUGACCUGUUUUCUUUAGAUUUUACGAAAAUAAAGACCAAAUGCGAGGAGAAUCGUCUGGAUGAUGCAAAGAUUUCCAUUCAACAAGUCCCGGUUUGCAAAAGCAUCCUUGUCACCGGCUUUUCAGACGUUACCCAUGAUUUUAUUGAACUGCACUUUGAGAGUCGUCGAAAUGGUGGGGGUCCUGUGGAGAAGGUUCACCAUGUUCCUAAAAGUAGUCAAGCUGUGGUUGUGUUUCAAGAUGCAAAAGGUUUGUAGGUCACUGAUCUCUAAAAGAUAAGUAUAGUGUAAUUCCCUCAGGCACGAAUAAUCGACAUCUGAUCCUCGAACAUACGUAGCAAAUAUUGAUUGCCCCGAUUUAAGACUUGAGUUACACAUUAGACUUAAGGAGGGAUGAAUUAGUAUUUAGAUCGUGAAUUGAUCGAUUGUUUGACUGACUGAUUGAUUGAUUGAUUGAUCUACUCCGCCCCAACAACCCCAUCGUCCUUACUCUGUGCGUCUCUCUCUCAAAUUAAAGUGUCGUGAAGUGUUGUGAAACGACAAACAACUUCCUCAAGGAAAUUCCUGACACCUAGUUGCUUUAAUCAAUAGAUAUGGAAAGAGUGUUAUCCAGACAUGAAGAGAAACCUUAUGAGAUUGAACAAACCCAGCUGUCAAUUAGAGCUUACCGAGAGUUUCUAGAAGACGAAGACGUUGAUGGAGCGGAGGAUUCCGGUGACUUAGGAGCUACUGCAACCGCGGCCAGUGAAUCUCGAGUGAGCCAGAAACCUGAUGCCAAAGCACAACAGCUGCACAUAGCUGUAGAUCCCGAUGUUAUGGAAUACGUCACGUCUACAGGAUUCCAAGCUGAACUGAACAAUUCACUGUCUGGAAAAAAGAGCGAAAUCACCUUGAAACCCAACAGCAAAAUGGCUGUAAUAGUGUACCGUGGGGAAGAUGACAGUGAUUCAUGGCAAUCUGAAUGCAUUGACCAAGUACAAAAUUAUCUCGGCAAGUUUGAGAAGUGCGAUGUGCAGGUCAACAAGGAUUUCUGGGAAGCCGUUAUAGCAAAAGUUCCCAGCAUUCGCACCUGCUUAGGAGUUGAUCCCCCGCUGAUCAAGACUAUUCCUGAUUCAAAUAUUGUUAGGAUCGUUUCAUUAGGAACAAACGUGAAAAGUAACGAGGAUAAGGUGAAGUCAAAGUUGGAAGAAAUAUACCGCGAGGAGACCAGAAAAACUUACCUGAAGAAGAAAAUUCCAAAUGUUCCUAAGGAGCGCCUAAUUUUGCUGAAGAAGAUAAAAUUUGCCGAGAAACUCCAAGAAAAGAACAAGGAGCUGGAGAUCAAGAUUAAUACUGAAGGUGAAGAAAUAUAUUUUGAAGGUCCCCAGCCACAAUUCACUGAGGCAACCAUGAAGUUCUACAAACAAAUGGCUGACAUGGUUGAGAAGAAACCAACUUUAUCCGUCAGCAUCCUGGAGAUUUUAAACUCAGAUGAGGGGCUUCAGACUGUCAAAUGCGAGUUGGAAAGAAACAACGUGGAAGCAGUGUUCGUUAUUGAGAAAGACGCCACCAUAGUGGGAUCAUCAGCAGCGCAUGCAAACAACGCGGCGGGGCUCGUGAACAAGUUGACGGUGGAAGAGAAAGUUCAAGUGGACGAGAAAAGCAAACAUUUGUUGAAGUCAUCUGAAUGGCUGAGGUUGUGUGGCGAGAUGAACCAAACGGCUGUCCGUGUCCGGAGGGACAACUGGAACGAUACAUACGUAGCUGGGUUUCGUGAUGACGUCACCGAAGUGAUAAAGAAGUUAAAUACCUUUCUUGAAACCAAUUGCAUCAGGGAGGAAUGUUUUGUGUGCACGUCUGAUAUUAUGCGAAGGUAUCUUCUUGAGCUACGUCAAGAAGAUCUACGCACCAUAGAGAAUCAACUAAAAGAUUUUGUAGUGAGUAUUAAAAAGGGAAAAAACAAUGAUGAUUUUGUCAUUUCUGGAAACAGAGAGGGUUUGAAACGUGUAGGAAAGAAGCUCAAUGCUCUGAUGGAUUCCACUGAGUUGAAAACCUUUGAAGUGAAACAGCCAGGCCUUCGAAAAUACUUUGACAGUGGAAAAGGAGAUCAGCUGGUGAAAAUGGUGGAAAAACAACAAGACUGUGCCAUAAAAGUCCAGAGAAGUUUAGGUCGAGGAGGAAAGGAAGAGGAGCUGCGCGUCGAAUCUGUUUUUGAAGCCUCUACUACUUCAGGCGACGGUGAAGAUGAUGCGGAGGAUGACCACGCUACCACUACUGGAACUGACUCGUCUACCCUGGUAAUAGCCCAAAGGUACAGAGUGUCGUGGAAACCUGGAAACAUAGGAGAAGAGAAGGUAAGAUGGACUCACUGAUUUCUUCACACCAGCAGAAUAUUUUAUACCUUAGAGGAUCUUGUUGGCACAUAUAUGGAUUUUAAAGGAAGAUGUUUUUCGUCUUGUCACGAGCGUAUGACAAAGAAAAAAAAUCUGAGUCCCCAUGAGGAAUCGAACCUCAGACCUUUGGAUUCCGCGCUCCGAUGCUCUGCCACUGAGCCACAGAGAUUUCACGGUGAGAGAGGUCUAUUACGAAGUUCAUAUAACACGCGUCCUGCAUACUGCUAGGAUCAGCAAUGUCGAUAGCGUAUUGUUUGCAGAUGGAAAAAAGAGAGAUGGUAGUUUUUGAGCUCCGUAAAGAAAUAAAGAAAGAUGUUUUUCGUCCUGCCACGAGCAUGGGACAAGACGAAAAAAAUGUUUCUUUAUUUCUUCACCGAGCUCAAAAACUUACCAUUCCUCUUAUAUGGAUUUUAUUUUUUCACUUAGCUUUCUUCUGUUCAUAGAGUGUGGUUACAUUAUGUAACGCCUCUCUAAUAAGGAGUACCAAGUCUGAUAACGAUUACAGUCAACCAUAUUGAAGAGGUUCAUGAAGCACUGACAAUAUUUUUUUGUUUGUGUCUUCCAGGCUGACGUACUUGUCAGUUCUCUAGGAGCAUGCCAUAAAGCAAUCAUUAACACCGGUGGCCCCAAGUCCAAAAUCCCCAACGUUGGUGACAUCACUGUCUCAGGUGGUUUUUCCUCGGUCAGUCAAGUGAUUCUCGCUAACUGUUGUAAGUGGUACAACGGUGGAGGGGAGCCGGUAAGAAACAAUGAAAAUACAUUGAAGAGUACUUAUUGUUUAGAUUUGAUUCAAGCCUAAACGAUAUCGGAUGCCAGACUGGCGAAUCCUAUCCAUUCUCUUGUAGCAUACAGCAACUGAAGACUGUUCAGGCUCGAUUUGAUGUUAUUUCCGAUGUAGGUUAUCGUCAAACAUUCCGUCAUGUCAGACAUGGUUUGAUGCUACUCUGGUUUAAAGAUUUAAUGAAUGUAACCGAGAGGUUACAAUUCAUAGACCCAAUAUUGCGACAUUCCUGUCUAAUGCCUUCAUCAGGGGUGAUCUAAACGCUGCAACCAGAGGUCCCUUUAUACGCUCACCAAUUAGCUGCCUUUUUUCUAACGAGGUGUAAACGGGCGUCAGGAAAUAAGCCGCCAUCAUCACGAUUUAGAGGAGCGUGGACGGAGUUAAUAUGCCAGGCUUCCAAACAAAGGCGCUGGUGGUAACGCCGAUUAGUAAUGAUAAUUUUAGACAUCCCACUGAAUUGUAGGGUUGGUUAGGCAUGUGUGCUCCGAUAAAGCUAAAUUUUCUUUUUUAUAAAAGAAAACCGCUUUUUGAUGCUCUUUCAAACGUGUACCAAACUGACGUUUGGUCUGUUCGAUACUCGUUAUCACAGUCAUUGCAAGGAAUAGAAUAAAUAGCGUCGGUUCGUUGUUCUUUCGUAACAGGACCAUUCUCUUCGGGAAUGAUCAAUCGUAUAUGUAACGACACAAUUAUUGCAUAAAGUAACUUUCAGUUUCUGGUAUCAUUCGAAAAUCUUAAUCAGAAAUUUUGUAGAGUUAGUGAAAGCAAAGAUCUUCCUAGAAAAAAAAACAAAAUGAGACGUGAAAUUUUCACUACCAAGAAAGAAUUAAUUAGGGCUAAAGGUAAUUUCAGUGAAGUUAUAAUUCAAACAUCCUCGAUCCUGAUCCUGAUGUUCUCUGGUGUGAACAUCCUGCAUGGCGCCCUCUCAAUAUCCUCUGAAAAAUGUUAACAAAAUUUAAGUUUCAGAUAACUUUGAUCCCCGGAAAACAAAUUCCAAGAAAACUAAAAAUAGCUUGAAGGGGAGUCAGUGUUUUUUUACCUUUUUAAGGUCACUCUUUAAGGAGUGACCAGUCAUUUUUUUUUCUCCUCCUAUUAUCAAUCCAUUAUCAACCGGAAAGGUGACGGGAAGAAGUAAAAUAUACCAAUAAGGGGAUAUUGCAUGACUUAACGCCAAAUUUUAAGUACCAAACUCAAAAGAAAUGUACAGAAGACAGUGUGGAGAAUUGCUAUUGAGAUCACAUAGGAACGAAAAGAUUUUCAACAACUUCUAUUUCAUCUUUUGUAGACGCUAAGGGCCAUCGUUCAAAAGUGUCUGCAAAUAGGCGAAACGCUUGGAGCCAACUCCAUUUCAUUUCCUGUCAUUGGGACUGGAAACCUGCGCUUCCCACGCGAUGCAGCCUCGAGAAUCAUGUUGGAUGAAACAGUCAAUUUCUGCAAAACCAACCCUGGUUCUAAUUUACGGGACAUCCGAUUUGUCGUGUUUAACCAAGAUCAAGCAUUAACUGCUGCCUUCAAACAAGAGAUGGAAAAACUGCAACCCAAGCAAAGUAGCCCCUCUGUCUUCAAAAAUUUUAUGAGCAGAACACUCUUUAAAAGGAAGCAAACGGUGGAGACAUCGGGUGUAAGCAUUGAAGUCUUGCAGGGCGACUUGUGCCAGGAAACUACGGAUGCCAUAGUGAAUAUAACAAGUAAGGACUUGAAUAUGGACAGUGCUGGAAGGUUGAGCCAGACAGUGAAACAGCUAGCCGGGCCACAGGUUGAGACUGAGUUGAAGCAGUUUGGACAGCAAUCAGGUGGAGCCGCAUUGAUCACCAGCAGUGGAAAUCUCCCUACGCAGAAAAUUAUUCACUUAAUUCCAGACACCAAUAAUAAAGACCACCUCCAGCGGUGUGUUGAAAGAUGUCUUCGACUGGCAGAGGCGCAUAGUCUUGGAUCCAUUUCGAUUCCCGCAGUUGGUACUGGUGCAUUCCAUGUUUCUGCAGUGGACUCGGCCAGCCUGAUAUUUAAGGCCCUGACAAACUUUAGUGGAAGUUUCCGUAGUGUCCGCAAGGUCAGAAUCGUAAUCUUCGAGUCUCCAAUGCUGUCGGCAUUUCAGCAAGAACAUCAGAGGCACUCGUUUUCUCCACAAGUAGGUGUGGCUCAGCGCAUAACCUUAACUAGCCCGUUCAGUAUCGAGGUGAUAAAUGUUGAUUUGACGCAAGAGAACAGCACUGACGCUAUCAUGAAUAUCAACAGCACGGACAUGAACAUGAAUAAUGCCGGAGACCUAAGCAAAGCCAUAGCAAGACAGAGUGGUCCACUUGUGCAACUAGAAUGCAACAAAUUGGGAAAGCAGCCUCCUGGAACAGCGAAAAUGACCAGCGGAGGUAAUUUACGAGUGCCUCAUAUUAUUCACAUAAUACCAGGCUCCUCAGAUAAGCAACAUCUCCAGCAAUGUUUGGAGGAGGGUCUUUGCGUUGCGGACGCCAAUAACUUUCAAGCGAUCUCAAUUCCGUGUGUUGGCACAGGAAGAUACGGCUUGACCGCAGCGGACUCAGCCCAACUGACGUUCAAAGCACUAAGCGCAUUCAUUGCCCGCUGUAAAAAUGUUGAAAAAGUAAGAGUGGUCGUGUUCCAGGCCUCUAUGAUGCAGGAGUUUCUAGAGCAGAAGAAACAACUGGUGCGAGGUAUUGAAGAAGACAGUGACUCAGAGGAUGCAGUAGCCAGGCAAACCCGAAGACGCCAAAGUAAUGAACAUUCUGUAAAAAUUUCUGUGAUCGGCAAAGACAAGGUGAGCGUGGGAAAAGCCGUGGAGUCCUUGAAGAAAGGUUUCUCUGACGCCUGUACAACGGAAGAAGUCGAAGAUGAAAUCGUCAGUGAGCUUUCCGAUAAGCAGAAAGAUAUCCUGAGAAAAAAGGCUAAAGACCGUGACGUCAAACUUGAAAUUGAAGAUGACGUUGAUCGCAUUGUCGUUCGUGGUGGACCAACCGAAGUUCCUGGAAUAGUCGGGGAGAUCUGGAAAGAGAUCAAGGAGAGGACGAAGAGGAAGCAGGAGGAAGAACAAGCGAAGUUGGUUUCAAAGAACAUAGAGUGGAGCUAUGAAAUACAAGGCAUACAAAUGGCGUUCGCUCCGAAAGCAAAUGCCAAGAUUGAGUUGGCCCAUAGCAAAGACGAGCACACAGUGCAAGUUUCUCUACGAGGAGACAAGUUUGUCAUCGACUUGAACAAAAACUCUGGACGUGGACAAAUGUCUGGUGAACAAAUAACACUGACAAGAAAGGUGAAGGGUGCUGAUGAAGGUUAGUUGCUAUGCAUUUCUUUUGAAGAGGAUGUUUCGAUAAGCUUUAAGAAAGGACGAAGAGCUAUUUCAUGUCCCAGAGGACGUUUAAGGUAAUAAACAUGUAAUACAGGAAGGGGAUAUUCAGAAAAGCUGUCCUUAAAUGUCCCCAGUGAGCUUUCUUGAUAAUCUUGAAUGUGUCUUACCUUGAAUAUGUUCUUGGAUGUUGAAAUUUAACUUCAGUUGAUGGGUUUUCAUUUCAACAUUCUAAUCUUUUGGUCCUUUCUGUAGGAAUUGCUCUGCCAAAGCACUGGACACCAAUGCCCAGCCAUGACUCCACUGUACAUAAAGUACCACUGCACCCAAGCUCCCCUGAGUAUCAAGAUGUGGUACGUAAGUUUCAAGCUACAGCCGGUGCCUUAAAUAUUCAGAAGAUUGAACGCGUACAGAAUCCUCAUCUGUAUCAGUCUUACAUGGUACGAAAGCAGAAAAUAUAUAAAGAUUCUGGAGGAAAUAGUGAAAGACAGCUGUUUCAUGGGACUGAUGCUAAAAAUAUCAACCAUAUCAACACACAAGGAUUCAACAGGAGCUUCUGUGGGGCUCAUGGUAAGUCAGUUAAAUUUUAAAUAGAGGAGAAGUUUUCUCGUCUAGCUACGGGGUGGGAUUAAGGAAAAAUUUCAAGUACUUGAGAGGAAUCGAACCUCAGAUCUUCAGAUUUCCUUGUUCAACGCUCUACUAUUGAGCUACAGACUCUAUGAGGCGAUCUCUGUAAGAGCGGUCCAGGGUAUUUCGCAUCUGAAAAAAGUUUUCCCUCAAACUUUGCCUAAUAAACUAUCUUUGGUAGCAAGUAAAUAAAACCACAUUAGUUUCUGGAAAUACGUUAAAAUAAAAUUUUUAGAGGUCUCAAAAGUCAAAGCUGCUAAAGGCCCUUUUUUGACCUAUUGCGACAUCGAAAAUUUCAAAAGUUGAAUAACCUGGUCCUCGUAUCACACCACAUGCAGCAAAAAAUCUUUUGUAUUUUUAAACUGUGUAAUAUGUUAGGUGAAUAAAAAAUAUUUCAAUUUUGAUAUUUGUUUAUUUAGGGGUUCGUCAUAAUUUAUUUAAAAACACUCGUUCGACAGCUUUCUGAAAUUGGUUAAAAGUACUCUUUCCUUCUUGGUUGAUAUUGCUCAAGUCCAGACCAGACCAUUCAAAACUCCGCUUGAUUUCUUCUAAUAUGAUGUUUGGCUGCAGAAAAAUAUAAAAACAUCUUGCACUUAUUAAUUUUGUUCGCCGCGGUGACUUCAAACUUUCAGCGAUUUUGCUAGCGUGACAGCCGAUUAUGCAAAUUAGUUCAUUGAACAAACUCCGACCGUUUUAUAUAGGUAGCUCAAUAAAUCUUAGAUUUUAACCGUUUUAAGUUGAAAAGAUAGUAUGAAAGAGCUUUUAGACUACACCGAUUGAUACUCUAAACAUUUCAAAAGGCCAGAAUUUGACAAAUUGUACCCUCUCGUGACGCAAGACGUCAACAACAAUGCAUCGAAUAUCAUAAUUUGAUUAGCGCUCGUCUAACAUUUUAAUGGCAAACUCUUUUUUAAAAAUUUGGCUUCUGCUGUUUCAUGCAUAUUUGAGUUCUGACAGCUUACGCUAUUCAAACCUGUACGAACAUUUUAGAACCAAAGUUCCAAAGUCCUGACAACAGGAUUCUAUUUAGCGUAACCGGCGAUAACAGCACACACUGAAAUACACCUUGACCAGUGACUCUGUCACGUAAUUCCAUAGUAUAAUUGUCCUGAAUACCUCUCAAGUCUAAGUAAAGCAGCGAUUGCUCGAAUUUCUAGCUGACAGGAACAAAUGAUAUUUGGUCGUCACACCUGUCUGCAUAGCAGUCGCUGUUCACAACUUUGGAGAGUUCUUGUGAAAAAGGAUAUCGCAUUCGCUUAACGGGUAAACGUCAUAAUUAGACUUCAUUACAACUCCACUCCGAAAUCAUUUCCUCCAUUUUUGCUAGAAGUGUUGUCUUUGUAUCUCGCAUUUUGAAUGCGAGCUCAAAAUGUUUGCACAUGUCUCUUAGUACCUUGACUUUGAGGCUGGGCAACCUUCACCCUCUUGCCAACGAGCACACAUCAUAGACAUCAAAUAUGAUUGGAUAUUUCAGUCCUAUCUCAUCCAUUACUGUGUUCCUGGCCUCUCUCAAACACGAGUACUGCCUGACGGUUUGCGAAAGCCGUACACUUGCACCUCUCGUAUGAAGAGCUCAUCCCAUGGGAAGCUGUGAAGCACUUGUCAAGGGUUCUGUGGCCACUGCAACCAGUUCAGUCGAACCCUCUAAUGACAAUGACUGAAAGUGAUGAACCCACUCCCUCUUCACUUUGCCAUAAAGACUUUCAGUCAUGCUCGCAGACACAGAACUUACAUGAUGAAAUACCAAGUUCAUAUGGAGCUCAAGGUCGGAUUCUGUGACGCAGGAUUUUUUUCAACAGGCACCUCACUCUUCGCCUGUGCUCUUGCCUUCUUUAUUUGUCUAUCGGAGAGGUUUUCAAAUGGCUGAUGCAUGCGUUUAAGCUCGUUGGCUGAAAAUCUAUCGGCAUAAAUACUCAGUAUUUGAGUCCUAAGUGAUUUUGUGGGAGCAUUCUGAUAGGCGACCGUGAGGGUUUGAAGGCCAACAUCAAUAGCUGUCUUGCACUUCUCUUCAUGCUCUAAGACCGCUUGGAAUAACGCUUUUCCAUCUCUUAGAGCAAUGACAUCGCACACCACCUGACACACUUCCCCAGCUUUUUGAACAAACUCAGAUUUUUUGGGAAAGGAGCAUUUUUCCCAACAAUCUACUUGGGAUUCCAAAUGUGUAAUCCUGGGCUUUUGUGCCACAUCGGCGAGACUAUCAAUAUAUGCACAUAAGACUUGAAUUGGAUCAAUGCUAAAGUUCUGAAUAGAACUGUCUUCAAGACAGGUGUGCAGACAAACUUUCUCUUAUUCCUGCCGACUAGAAUUCUGAUCCAAAAAAUGAUGUUAUCGCUGCUUUAUUUGGAAAGGAGAAGCAAGUCAGGAUAAUUACACAAUUGAAUUACGUGACAGUCACGGUUCACGGUGUAUUUUAGUAUGUGCUGGUAUCGCCGGUUACACUAGAUAGAAUCCUGUAGUUUGGCUCUGAAAUGUUCAUACAGAUUUGAAUAGCAUAACCUGUCAGAACUCAAAUAUGCAUGAAAUAGCAGAAGCCAAACUUUUUAAAAAAUAGUUUGCCAUUAAAAUGUUAGACGAGCGCUAAUCAAAUUAUGAUAUUCGAUGCAUUGUUGUUGACGUCUUGCGUCAUGAGAGGGUAAAAUCUGUCAAAUUCUGGCCUUUUGAAAUGUUAAGAGUAUCAAUCGGUGUAGUCUAAAAGCUCUGUCCUACUAUCUUCUCAACUUAAAACGGUUAAAAUCUAAGAUUUAUUGAGCUACCUAUAUAAAACGGUCGGAGUUUGUUCAAUGAACUAAUUUGCAUAAUCGGCUGUCACGCUAGCAAAAUCGCUGAAAGUUUGAAGUCACCGCGGCGAACAAAAUUAAUAAGUGCAAGAUGUUUUUAUAUUUUUCUGCAGCCAAACAUCAUAUUAGAAGAAAUCAAGCGGAGUUUUGAAUGGUCUGGUCUGGACUUGAGCAAUAUCAACCAGGAAGGAAAGAGUACUUUUAACCAAUUUCAGAAAGCUGUCUAACGAGUGUUUUUAAAUAAAUUAUGACGAACCCCUAAAUAAACAAAUAUCAAAAUUGAAAUACUUUUUGUUCACCUAACAUAUCACACAGUUUAAAAAUACAAAAGAUUUUUUGCUGCAUGCGGUGUGAUACGUGGACCAGGUUAUUCAACUUUUGAAAUUUUCGAUGUCGCAAGAGGUCAAAAAAGGGCCUUUAGCAGCUUUGACUUUUGAGACCUCUAAAAAUUUUAUUUUAACGUAUUUCCAUUGAAGCAACAUUUUAGAGCGAUUGCUCUUAACAAGUUAAAGCAAUUUUUUGGUGAGACUAAUGGUGCUUUGGCCACAAUUCUAUUAAUAUAUUUGUCUACCUGUCCUAACAAGUCACUGAGACGUUGAAUGAGCUCAGGCAAAAUCACUCUUUGGAGCCAAAAAUUGGUAAUAAAAGCUGUAAUAAUAGAAGAAGAAUACAAUUGCCUCUUUUAUAAGAAAUAACUUCACCGAAUGUAUGGUUUUGUUGAUAUUUUUCUCUAAAUUGAACAUUCUAUUUUUUUUCAGGCACGGCUUAUGGACGUGGUGUUUAUUUCGCCAGAGACGCUCACUACUCUGUUCGAUACGCUGGGGGUGGUGGUUUUGGAGGGCGCCACAUGUACCUUGCUAAGGUUCUCGUUGGGCGGUAUUGUGUUGGAAAUUCUUCAAUGAUUGUGCCUCCACCAAAAAACCCAUCAAAACCUGAAAUUCUUUACGAUUCUGUGGUAAAUAACCAAUCAAGCCCCAGCAUCUUUGUUGUUUUCUUUGAUAAUCAGUGUUACCCUGAAUACCUUAUAACCUUUUGAAGACCACAUGGACCUUUUACUUAGAAAACAGCAGAGUUAAAAGCCAAAAAGGCUUGAAAUGCUUUAUAGUUCAACUUAGUUUAUCAGCUAUAUGAAUUGCAGAAAAUCGUUCUCCUUCACAGUGUUGGGAACAUCAUAUAGAUAUUGGUUAUAGUUUCUCAAUAGCAUUCUUUACUGUCUCAACUCAAAGAUUAUUCUUUAUCCUAUAAAUUGAAUGAUUAUAUCCUUGGAGCUAGAGGGUCCUUGUUAUGCCAAACAAAGUAAAAUCCAGGUGAACGCUUUUUAUCACUACAGUGGAGUUACCACUAGCCUACAGGCUACAGUUGUCAUUUUUUCACGUUUCUCGGGCGAGCGUAGGGAAACGCGAGACAUGCGCGGGGACCACGACGUAGUCGUGUUCCUCGCCCCACGCGUUCACCUCGCGCUUGCCCCGUUUUCUCUCUUGGAAAAGAAAAGAGUUCUGCUGUUCUCAAAACGGUAUUUUCCUUUUUAUCGCCAGACUGACAAACAAUAUUUUGUUACAUCAAUUUUCUACCAAAAAUAAAACUGGCGAAAGAAGAGAAUUUCGAAAAAUAUGCGUACCUUUUUGAGAAAUGACAGUGACGUCUCUAAGAUGACAUUUGAUUUAUGAUGUAAAAGAUUUACUGAAAAGAGACUUAGAGAAGCAUUUAUUUUUUAGUUGGCAGCCAAAAGCUCGGUCAGAAGUGUGGCAUAGUAUUACCCACGGGUUUCACGAACAGGUUUAUUUCCUGAAAUAAAAUAGAGAAAGAAAAAUUAACGUGUUUUUUUUUUUCGUCUUCAACUAGUGGCUCUGUGGCAAUAUCUUACGUUUUUCGGUAUGAACGAGUGAGGGAGAGGAAGUCCUACCAGCAGAUAAGAACACUCAGACAAGAAACUUCCUAUCAAAAUUUCUAUAAUCGCAGUGUAAGUCUUCUGAGUAGAAUAAUCCUUGCUUUUGUAGAGAGACCGUGCGACUAUGAAUGUUGCGUGACAAGCAAGCGGCAUCACUUGUCACGAAUAUUUUCGCGCCAAAACUGAAAGGCUCAUUGUCCGCAAUUGACACUUUGUAAUACUAGCUUGCAAAGGCAGGGAAUCUUUUGAUUUCCGAUUCACACCUCCUAUCUCAUUCCUUCUCGGCUUUGAGGCUGUCCCUAUCUGUUUCUGCCAGCUUCAAGAGAAAUCAGGUUUUCACAGAUACAUACAGGCGAAUAACAUAAGGUCAUUCAUCCACCAUUUUCAAAACAAAGAUAAGUGUAUUUGUAGUUUGAUAUCGUGUAAUGAUUUACCUCUGUAGUAAUAAUACUAUUGUGACCGACUCUGCAAUUAUAAGCGAAAUCUCUAAAUAUUUAUUUAAUAAUCGCUUUAUAAGGGGACUGUUUAGUCUUUUUCCAACUUUUGAUACCCUCCCAGCUUGUCAGCAAGCCAACCCGAGCAAGAGCACGUGUAACAAAGUAAAUCUUGUGUCAUUUGCCGUAUGGUUUUUCUGGCCAUCGCGAGGGCGAUGGUUAUUACACAGUUAAAGUAAAGACUGUUUACAAAGUUACAUUUGAAAUCUUAACCACAUAGUAAACGACAAUAGAAUAUUCCUCAUGGUUCAUACACGGUCAAACCCAAGACUGUGUAAAAGUUACAUUUGAAAUCUUGCGCGCGGAGUAAACGGCAAUAGAAUAUUCCUCUCCUAGUUUUUCAUCGUUUUUCAUUAUUUUAGAAAUGUCUCAAAAGAGCGGCUGCGAAGAAGGCUUUUAUGACGAGAAGUUGCAAGAACUAAAGUUAAAAAGAUCACAUUCGUUUUUUGCAAAGUAUUUCACACGCAAAGUUCGAGCCUCGACUCUGUGUACUUCGUUAGCUUCCAGGCACACUCGACUUUAUGUGGUGUUAAAUUCUAUGUGCUUCUUGAUCCCUUUUGUACAGUGUUCUUGACUAUUGUUUUUGACUUUCCGAUGAUCUUUUCUCAGAACGGUCAUCCAAACACCAAAAGCAAGUCGCUUGCCAAGCCGCAAAACGUUCAAGAAGACAAUGCAAUCCACAUUGACAAAAUUUACUGCUCCAAGGGGGUUAUGCAGUUCACACACAAGUAUCGAUUGCUGCAAGUCAUGUCCAUAAAGAAGCGGCGAAAAGAUUGGUUCCAACUCCUCCUCCUGUGCAAACUGAAGAGUCACCCGCAAAGAAGCCUCGUUUGCCACAUGAUUUUGGGCCAGAUCCGCAAAUAAGGACGAAAUAAAAAUGUAACUCGCUGGCCCCACAAAGAUCGCUGUUAAAAGAGAGACUUCGAAAAGGUCUCGCAAACGCCUUCACAUUCCAAAAGAUCGAGCGCAAAGGUGUUGUUAAGCUCUUUAAAACACAGCUCAUCAAAAUUAGGAGAUUCGCCAAGUUCACUGACGCGAAGUUGUUGAUCACGUUUGCAGGUGUCAUUCUUGUCCAGGGUGAACACAGUGGCGUGACAGAGAUAGCCAGCAAAAUUUGGCGAAGUAUGAACGAAUUAUCCAAAGGUUUUUUUUUAAAUCGUAGGAGAAAAUGACCACGUCAACUUACAAUUACGCUAAGUAACAAUCUUGGUUUGACCAGCGAAACAUUUCAGAUCACGCACGCAGUUUUAGCUGCUACAAUGCCAGUUUUCUUCUCGUGAUGAGGUUACCCAUUCCGCUCACAUUCAUUUAAUUUUCUGUUUAUUAGAGAAGUAAAAUUUAAUUAUGCUGUUUUGUCAUUCUCCGUGUCUUAAAAAACAUGGCUGAAAACAACUGGAUUCACAGAUAACACACGGAAAGGAAAGUCACAAUUUGGCUUUCUCCCAGUUCCCAGCCUCUUUUUUCCCUCACGGUUUCCCAGAAAAACCGGAACUACGGUUUUAUUAAAAGUAAAAGUACAGUGCAUACGAAUGAGUUAUUUUAUGACAGUGUUUCUGUAGGGAAAAGAAGAGGAAUCCUCGCUUGAAAAACUGUAAAGAUUGACGGUGAGUUUUCUGGAUUCCUUAUGAAUUAUCCUGAUGUAAUAAUUUCUCAGAAUUUUAAGGGUGUAUCAAGUAACACGAGUUCUCGCGAGCGGAACAAUUUUCUGGCUUUGUAAUAGAAAAUACAAGCAAAUAAUCCUCCUUAAGUCCCCUCAAAAGGGAUGUACGACUGAUAAUUUAACUACUUAAUAAAGGCGAAAUCUUCUACAACUUUAGAUAUGAAGCUGCCUUCUGUAAUUCAUAGCAAACUUAAGAUAUUUUCGUUUGAUACUACAAUAUACUCUUACUUUAUAUUGUUUUCAUUUUCACUGUAAUCUUUGAGUAAGCAGUGACAAAGAUCUUUUUCUUUCCAUCUCAGCAUUCGCCAAUUAUACAAGUUAUCAAGGACAAGUUUCAAGCUCGCGCCUCAUCAACAAUGGAUGACGAAUAUUCAUAUUACGGUAAGGAUGCUUCAUUGCAAUUUGCAUUGAAUGGAAAUCGAAACCAGAUCCAUAAUAUUCUUGUGCACUUAAACGAGCGUUUGUACUCGUGAUUGUUCGACAGUCGAUUUUGUACCUCUUUUUUUGGGUAAAGAUUACUGAUAAAUGGAUUUAGAACUUAAUCUGGUAGAAUCUUGCGUUAAAGCGACCGAUCGAGACACUUUUAGCUCGCAUAUCGUAGAAAUGGUAUUUACGCACCACUGCACUCACGGCUAGGGCUUGUGUUUCUGACUUCACAAAUUCCUAGAAUUUUUAAUUAUAAUUUUAGUUCAAGAAAUAGCGUGAAAGGUGCAAGUGUUGCUUUGUGCCUCAAUGUGUGUGAUUUGAGACAUUAAAUAAAAAUUGAGCACGAAAAUCUUGAAUUUAUUUUUCCUGGCUGCAGUGAUAGUAAAGGUAAAUUAUAUUUUUAUUUUAUUUUCUCGUUCAAACGUCAAUUACAAGUGUGGACCGGAAACACUUCAAGGUUUUUUCCCGCGUUGCAAAAAUAGCGUUUGCCUAAGCAACAUUUUUCCGAGCUGGUUUAGCGCGCAUACAUAAAAAUCUCCCCUCUGCUCUUUUCCAUUCCUUAGUCAUCACUUUUUAAGAAGGCUAGUGCGGACAUCGCAAUAAACAAAGUAAUAUAAUGUAAAAAGUUUUAUUUUUUAUUUUUUAUUUAAACAUAGUUAUCAUUGUUUUUCCCAAAAGUACUUAGGUUUUACGAGGGGAAUUACAAUUUUACAAAUAUAAAAUCAAUUUAUUCAGGCAUAACAAACACACGCAAGUUGCAAUAACAACGAAUUAAACUUACUAAGCUUGGAAUACAUUUAAACAUUCAAACAAUGGCCUCAGAGAAGCGAUCAGUGUUAAUUAUAAAACUUUGUACUUCGCGAAAAAAGGUACAGUUGACGUCGUAAUUUACAGACUCAACACCAUACAAUAAAAAUUUAGUUUCCUGGCAUCGCUACACGAUGACCAUGUUUUACCUAGAAUAUUAGCCGGAGAGGUAAGAAGAACAUCACGUUGAGCGGCAUACUUGGGCAGUACAAGAAAAAGUAUUUCACAGAUUCAGAGUCAAAACUGCACUCGCAAAUAGGCGACACACAACUAUUAAUUUUGAAGAGAUAUUCUCUUACACAAGAAAACUCAAGUCUAAGGGGGGUGUGAUCAACAGAUGCACGCCUUGACAAAGAACCAUCACAUAACCUAUUGUAGGUAUGCGGAAAGAGAAUCGACCGAGUUUUGCUUUUAAAGUGGGAAGAGAUACAGAGUUUCGGACAUCUAGGUCCAGAGAAUUCCAGCCAGUCAGUGAUUGCUGAUGGAAAAAAAGACUUUUAAAACGUAGAAGUUCCACAACGAAGUUGAGUGAAGUUAUCUCUUGAUCUGAGACGAAAAUGCGUACGUUCACUCGAUAGUUUGGGCAAUAAUUCAGCUAAAUAACGUGGAGCAAGAUUCUUGACUAUUUUGUUAAUUGGCUUAAUUUAUUUAAUAAUGUAAACCUCUUUAAAAUAAUAAAUAUAAGCAGUCUUCCCUUAAAAAUAUUCGGUGUUUAACCGGGUAUAUUAAAAAUUUUGGUAAAAAGAAUAAAAAAAAAAAUAGACAUUGACUAAAAAAUGUAUUGUCUUGAACAUUUUCGGCUACAAAUGUCUAACGGCGUCCUGCUUGAUAUAUGUCCAAGAUGUGUGAUAAAACUAAAUCUCGAAGGAAUUUUUUUUUUAAGUGUAACAAUAGUCUCUAGAGUAUUUUUAAGGGCUCUAAAAAUUCUUAAUGUUAUUGUAUAUGUUUGGUAGCGUUAUACGUUCGUUUAUAGCGUUUCUAUCUCGCAUGGAAUCCCCAGCUUCAAGAAUUAGUCUUUGUUGCCACGCCGAUGACCUGUCAACAAUUUCAACACUCUCCAAAUCUAUUUGGUAACUGUGAAGCAUGUGGUGUUUGGCCAACAAAGAGUUUUCAUCCAAUGUUGCUAUGGCUCUUGUGUGUUCUUUCACGCGUGUUUUUAGUGCGCGCGAGGCCUGACAAACGAAAACACAAUCACAAUCUUGUACACGAUUCCCCUGGAAGCCUCUGGCUCGAUCUUGUCUUUUUUGGUAUACGCUUAAGGUGGAGCGGAUAGGCUCAUGAGCGACCUUGAUGUUGAAACUUCGAAGAACUUUUGUGACUCUCUCGGAAAAUCCUUUGGCACAGGGCAGGAUAACUAAGCCACGCUGGUCGGUAUCAUUAAUUUCUUGUUGUCUAUUACGUUGGCGGCCAUUGCGAAUGAUAUUUGUUUGUUUGUUCUUCGAAGUUUCAACAGAUCAAGGAUAUCAGUUUUUUUUACCAUGGCGUCCAACGCUGCACACAAAGGCACACAAAAUCCAACUUCUCACGUACUCCAGCAAUGUUCAAAGAGCUGUUGAAUUUAAACUCUUAUUGAAAUGUUAGCGCGGGUUAGAAGAGAAAAGAGAGCUCGACAAUCUACAUUUGAUGCACGUCAUAAUACUACUUAAUACUAUCAACAUUCAGGCUAACCGACGCUUGCAAACUGUGGUAAACCGGGAGGCCGGCAAACCCCGGCAGAAUUCAGUCACGUUGCUAUUUCAAUUGACGCUUUCAGGAACGACAACGAAUAAAUGCAAUACCGGUAGGGAAAAAAUAGAGGAAAAAAUUCACCGAAAAGUUACGAAUUGGUUCUGCUUUGAGGCAAGGCAAAGUGAAGACUCUUCAACACAGCGACUACACAUGUAAUGGUUUCGCGCCAAUCUUUACAUUCGAUGACGUUAUGUCCCCCAGCAGAUCGCUGUUCCAUUUGCGGUUUGUAUUUUGGUGGUUUCGGCCUUCACAUCACGCCACAAGGAAGCUCGACGAUUCGCCACAACAUCGAAAUAUUUCAUGUAAUGUUAAGCAAUUUAAUGUUCAGCUAGAGCUUCUGAUGUUCUGGAAAGCUAUUCUACGUAACGCUACACCAUUUGUUUGUACGCUGUACCACUCGACAUUACGCUCAGCCAUUUCACGCAACGCUACACUGUUUGUAUGUACGCUGUACCGUUCUACAUUACGCUGAGCCAUUUCACGCAACGCUACACCGUUUGUGCGAACGCUGUGCUAUUCGACAUUACCCUGAGCCAUUUCACGCAACGCUACACCGUUUGUAUGUGCGCUAUGCUAUUCGACAUUGCGCUAAGCCUUUUCACGCAACGCCACACCAUGUGUGUGUACUCUGCACUAUUCGACAUUACGCUGAGCUAUUUGAUGCAACGCUACACCGUUUGUGUACUGUGUUGCAAGUGAGUGCUAAUCUAUUCACAAUUGAGCUAUUCCAUAUCACAAUUUCAUGUUCCAAUUCGACAUAGGUAACUAGACCGUUUAUCAUUUGGCCAAACUGUUCAUGUUUAGGGUGUUCUGUUUCAUGAAGGAAAACAAAACCGUCUAUAACUUGACCAUGCCAUUCCUUUAUUAGCUAUGUUAUCCUGCAGCUGAUCCUUAGACCAGCUUUGUAUUUGCUGAUCUAUUGUACAUUCUUGUAUUUUUGGUGGUGACGGCCGCCCAUAUUUGCACUAAUAAAUUUCUGAUGCAAGCACACACUUUAAGGAAACAGGGCAUCGAAAAACUUCAAAGUCAAGGAAUUACGUUUCUUGAGAUGAUAGACUCAUCAAAGUUACUGGUUGAUAAAUCCUAAUCCUUUGGGUCUGCGUCGAAAAAAAAUUAUUUCCUUUGCUCAUCGGAGGGACAUCCCCCAUGUUAUUUGCUCGACUUAAACCGGAGGUCCUAUAACACGAGUGUAAUUAUUUUCACCCACCAUCAAUUCAGCAUUUUCAGAUAGUAUGGAACACAAACAAAUCGAUAUCAACACCAGGAAAUAAAAUAUUUCUGACUGAGCUUGCUUUAAUCAGCUGGAAGUAGCAAAAAUUCUUGCCUGCGACAGAAAAAUGUAAAAUAAUCGGGAAAAAAUGAUACCAUCAAAUGCACCGUAUGAUUUACAACAACGUCUUGCUAAAUAUAAAAUGAAGUAGACGCUUGGUUGCUGUUUUUUUCAUUCCGGUAUAUCAAGAUACCUUCAAUCUAUUCAUCACGGAAUGAAAUGCCCACGAGUGGGUGUGCUCUACUUUCAUCUAGGGUCAGAUAAAUAAUAGUAAAAACAAUUGAGCAUUAUGCUUUUGAGCGUCAUCCUUGAGAGCUACAUGGCAUUAAGCUAAAUUGUUAUCAUUAUGCUUAAUUCAAUAAUUCGUUAUCGUAGUUAGCUUUUAAGAGCCCCUCAACUUCGCCUCCAUUGCUAUCACCAACAGGUAAAACUUGCUGAGAGUAAAAGGCUUAGUUCAGAUUACAUCAUUUUUCUGGAUCGAAUUCCUAAAGUUCAAAUAAGAAAUAUAAGAAAUUCAGGAUCACUGUUGACUCUGCUAAGGCGACAGAAUUCAUCUCUCGUUGAACAAUAACAUCAAGGGAUUUUUCGAUACAUUUUAGUCAUUAUACACGCAUUAUGUUUGAUGCUCUAACUGUAGCAUUAUGCCCCAAAUUACACCGGCAUCAUUUAUCUGACCCUACUUAAAUCGUUGGUUUUCCUCUUCACAACAUCUUUUUAUCUCUUUAACUUCAAUACUGUUACGCUAAGUUUUGUAGUGCAAUGAAACAUUUUAUUGUAUGUUCGAGGAGGCAUUCCGAUGGAAAGUCAGUGCGCGAGCUUCACUGUAGGGAGAUCGUGUACGGUUAUCGGGGAAAAAUCCUUGGGGACAUUUGAAACGCAAAUUUCCAGUGGGGGGGGGGAGGGGGAAUAAUGAGGGAAGAGAAUCCUGUAUAUCACUUUCACUGACUUUUGGGGCGCUUCUAAAUUAGCUGUAUUUCCUUUUUUUUUGCUAGUUGACUUUGAGAGGUAUAACAUACAUCUCAAGGCCAUUGAUAAAUACUAAUUGGUCCCUCACUUUUCCAUUCACAGACGACGACCAUUACGAAGAAGAAGGAGAAGAAGAAGAAGAAGAAGAGGAAGGAAAUAAAGAUCUUGGUUUUUUAAACGUCAGUGACUUUGUUGACAAAGAAGACGACGGAGUUCGUGAAACAGUUGUGGAGAAUAUUGACAGGGAGUUGGGUUUUUCAUCUGCUGUCAACAAGAACGAGAAAGAAAAGCAGGAAGAGGAAGAAGAGGACCCAGAGGAAUUUGAACGAAAAUCAAAACAACUGCUAGAGGCAUUCAGUUCUUUGCCAUCAGUUCUUAUCAAGAGAAUUCUCCGUCGAGAUGACGUGAAAGGAAAUAUCGAAAAAGCCAGUACGAGGCUACAGGAGUUUCAAGAUAUGAAGAAUCCUGCGGCCAUUUUUAAAAAUCCAACUGAAGGAAGACCAUUGACUACGAAACCAGAAGGAAAAUUUGAAAGAAAGCCCAGAAAACAAAAUCAAACGCAAGUGCAACAUGGUGAUGCAGAACGACAAGAUGAGAGGAGAAAUAUUGGUGAUAGCGUUGAAUCGGAUCAAAAUGAGGGGAACCAAACUUGUCGAGGCCACAACUCGAGGCAAAGAGGCGAGGCAAGAGGAGGACCGCAAAGGGGACCAAGAGGCAGGACCCAGAAACGGGACUCGGGGGCACGUCCAAAAAACACCCAAGUGUAUAGCGAUGAUCAAGGACAGUGGUUUGGUCACCAAAACGCCUCUCCGCAGAGGCGGGACCCAGUGGCGGGACCCAGAGGAGGGUCCAGAGGCCAAAACGCCUUUACCAGAGGCGGAACCCAAAGGCGAAACCCAGGGGUGGGUCCAAACAACGCCCAAGUGUAUUGCGAUGAUCAAUUUGAUCCCUCUCAAGGACAGUGGUUUGGUCACCGAAACGCCUGGCAGAGGCGGGACCCAGAGGCAGGACUCAGGGGCGGGUCCAGAGGCCAAAACACCUCUCACAGAGGCGGGACCCAGAGGCGGGACCCGAGGGCGGGUUCAAACAACACCCAAGUGUACAGCUAUGAUCAAUUUCACCCCCCUCAAGGACAGUGGUUUGGUCACCAAAACGCCUUUCUGCAGAGGGGGGACCCAGAGGCACGACCCAGAGGCGGGUCCAGAGGACAAAACACCUUUCCCAGAGGUGGAACCCAGAAGAAGAGCCCGGGGACGGGUCCAAGCAACACCCAAGUGUAUAGGCAUGAUCAAUUUCAUCCCCCUCAAGGACGGUGGUUCGGUCAUCAAAACGCCUUUCCGCCGCAGAGAGGACGUGGAAACCAACGAGGACAACGAGGAGGUGGCUUUCUUCAGGACCAAAUUGCAGGAUAUCGAGAUAAUUCGCCUUAUGGAUCUCAGGAAUGGCGCUUCGGUGAUGGAGGCAAUUUUCAGCCUAAAAUGGAACGUGGAGGUCAAAGCGGUCGAGGGCGUCAACCAAAUCCAAAAUCGAAGCCAAAGGGUUACGGACGAGGUGGCAAUUUCCAGGAGCAACAUCAAAUUCCAGGAAACUUUCAGGAGAGCGAUCAGUUUCCAGAUCCUAAAGAUUCCUCUCAAAUCAUGCCAAGACAACCGAACCAACCAAGUGAAAGAGGAAGAAAUUUUCAUGAAAAGCAGAAGCACACAGUAUCCUCAAGGAAGCCUGUCAGCAAAAUAACCUCAUCCCCUUGUUCUGUCGAUGAUUCGGAUGCAGGGAAGGUUGCUGAUCAGUCUCAAUUUGAAACAAAUAAAAUACUCAUUCGAGGGCUGAGUGGAAAAACUUCCCGGGACGGACUAAGUAACUUUAUCGCGGCAAAGAGUGCUGGGCAAGAGGUUAACGACGUACAGAUGCUGAAGAAUGGAAAAGCCUUAGUCAUUAUGGCGGAUGAAAUCAGAGGUAGGUACCUUUCAAUUGAAUUUGGAGAGUAAGCAGGAGUUUCUCUAUCGUACUUCUUUGAUCUGUUAGUGAAUUAUCAGGGAUGAAAGCUAGCGCCGCCUCAAUUUCAUCCUCUCAGCUUCAAGCAAUAAACUUACCCUUACAUUAUAUGAAACUAACUUUUCAUUGAUUAAAAUUGUUGUAUGCUUUAGAAGUACCUGAAGAAUCAAGGUAUCUUAUUUUAGACCUUUCGAUUUUCUUCCUCAGACUAUCAAAACAACCCAGAUCAAAGUAAUCAUUUUAUUUGGGAACUGUACAUGUAAUUUAAAGAGUGUUGUUCCUUUCAGGAAGACUCCAAAAGUGGAGAUCACACAAGACAAACAUUUGUUGAGAAUGUGAUCUGUUUUCUUUAGAUUUCACGAAAAUAAAGACCAAAUGCGAGGAGAGAGGUCUGGAUGAUGCAAAGGUUUCCAUCGAACAAGUCCCGGUUUGCAAAAGCAUCCUUGUCACUGGCUUUUCAGACGUUACCCAUGAUUUUAUUGAACUGUACUUUGAGAGUCGUCGAAACGGAGGGGGUCCUGUGGAUAAGGUUGACUAUGUUCCUAAAAGUGGUCGAGCUGUGGUUGUGUUUCAAAACGCAAUAGGUUUGUAACUCAUUGAUCUUUAAAAUGUAUGUACAGUGUAAUUCCUUCAGGCACGAAUAAUCGACAUCUAAUCCUCAAACAUAUGUAGCAAAUAUUGGUUCUGACGGUUUAAGACUUGAGCAGUACAUUAGACUUAGAGAAGGACAAAUUGGUCAUCGUUGAUUGAUCGAUUGAUUGCUUGAUUGAUUGAUUGAUUGAUUUAUUGACCUACUCUACCCCAACCACCCCAUCGUCCUUAAUCUGUGCAUCUCUCUCAAAUUAAAGUGUCAUGAAGUGUUGUGAAACGACAAAUAACUUCUUCAGGGAAAGUCCUGACACUUCGUUGCUUUAAUCAAUAGAUAUGGAAAGGGUGUUAACCAGACGUGAAGAAAAACCUCAUGAGUUUGAACAAACCCAGCUGUCAAUUAGAGUUUACCGAGAGUUUUUAGAAGACGAAGAGGUUGAUGGAGCAGAGGAUUCCGGUGACUUAGGAGCUACUGCAACCGCGGCCAGUGAAUCUCGAGUGAGCCAGAAACCUGAUGCUAAAGCACAACGGCUGCACAUGCCUGUAGAUCCCGAUGUUAUGGAAUACGUUACAUUCACAGGAUUCCAAGCUGAACUAAACAAUUCGCUGACUGGAGAGAAAAGCGAAAUCACCUGGGAACCCAACGACAAAAUUGCUCUAAUAGUGUACCGUGGGGAAGAUGACAGUGAUUCAUGGCAAUCUGAAUGCAUUGACCAAGUACAAAAUUACCUCAGCAAGUUUGCGAAGUGCGAUGUGCAGGUCAACAAGGAUUUCUGGGAAGCCGUUGUAGCCAAAGUUCCCAGCAUUCGCACCUGCUUGGGAGUUGAUCCCCCGCUGGUCAAGACUAUUCCUGAAUCAAAUGUUGCUAGGAUCAUUUCAUUAAAAGCAGAUGUGAAAAGUAACGAGGAAAAGGUGAGGUCAAAGUUGGAAGAAAUCUACCGCGAGGAGACCAGAAAAACUUAUUUGACGAAGAAAAUUGCAGAUGUUCCCGAGGAGCGCUUAAUUUUACUGAAGAAGAUAAAAUUUACCGAGACACUCCAAGAAAAGAACAAGGAGUUGGAGAUCAAGAUUAAUACUGAAGGUGAAGAAAUAUAUUUCGAAGGUCCCCAGCCACAAUUUACUGAAGCAACCAUGAAGUUCGAGAAACUAAUGAAAAACAUGGUUGAGAAGAAAGUAACUUUAUCCGUCAGCAUCCUGGAGAUUUUAAAGUCAGAUAAAGGGCUUCAGACUGUCAAAUGUGAGUUGGAAAGAAACAACGUGGAAGCAGCGUUGGUUAUUGAGAAAGACGCCACCAUAGUGGGAUCCUCAGCAGCGCAUGCAGACAACGCGGCGAAGGUCGUGAACAAGUUAAUGGUGGAAGAGAAAGUUCAAGUGGACGAGAAAAGCAAGCAUUUGUUGAAGUCAUCUGAAUGGCUGAAGUUGUGUGACGAGAUGCACCAAACGGCUGUCCGUGUGCGGAGGGACAACUGGAACGAUACAUAUGUAGCUGGGUUUCGUGAUGACGUGACCGAAGUGAUAAAGAAGUUAAAUACCUUUCUUAAAAACAAUCGCAUAGAGGAGGAACGUUUUGUGUGCGGGUCUGAUAUCAUGCGAAGGUAUCUUCUUGAGCUACGUCAAGAAGAUCUACGCACCAUAGAAAAUCAACUAAAAGAUUUUGUAGUGGGUUUUAAAAAGGGAAAAGACGACGAUGAUUUCAUCAUUUCUGGAAACACAGAGGGCUUGAAACGUGUAGGAAAGAAGAUCGACGCUCUGAUGAAUUCCACUGAUUUCAAAACCUUUGAAGUGAAACAGCCAGGCCUUCGAAAAUUUUUUGACGGUGGAAAAGGAGAUCGGCUGGUAAAAUCGGUGGAAAAAGAACAAGAUUGUGCCAUAAAAGUCCAGAAAAGUUUCGGUCGAGGAGGACAGGACGAGGAGUUGCACCUCGAAGGCGUAUCUAACGACUCUACUUCUUCAGGCGACAGGGACGGUGAUGUUGAGGAUGAACACGCUACCACUGCUGGAACUGACCCAUCUACCCUGGUAAUAGCCCAAAGGCACAGAGUGUCGUGGAAACCUGGAAAGAUAGAGGCAGAGAAGGUAGGAUUGUCAUUGAUUUCUUCACACCAGGAGAACAUCUCAUGAAAAUACCUUAGAGGAUCUUGUUGGCAAAUUUAUAGAUUUUAGUUUUUCACUUAGCUCUCAUGUGCUGGUAGAGUGUGGUUACAUGAUUUAACGUCUCUCUUACUGAGAAUGCCAAGUCUGAUAAUGACAACAGUAUACCAUAUUGAAGAAGUUAAUGAAUCGUUAACAUUAUGUUUUUGACUGUGUAUUUUAGGCUGACGUACUUGUCAGUUCUCACGGAGCAUGCGAUCAAGCAAUCAUUAAUGUUGGUGGUCCUCAGGCCGUAACCCCCAACGUUGGUGACAUCACUGUCUCACGUGGUUUUUCCUUGGUUAGCCACGUGAUUCACUCUAACUGUUGUACAUGGAACAACGGUGGAGGAGAGCCGGUAAGAAACAGUGAAUUGUACGUACAUAAUUAAGUAUUAGUUCACUUUUAAGGAAAGGACCUCUCGAAGAGUAUUUAUUGUUUAGAUUUGAUGAAAGCCUACGCGAUAUCGGAUGCCCAACUGGCGAAUCCCAUGCAUUUUGUUGUAACAUAAAGCAACUGAAGACUGUUCAGGCUCGAGUUGAUGUUAUUUCCGCUGUAUAUAAUCUUCAAACAUUCCGUCAUGUUUAUCAGGCCGAAUGAAAAUUUAAGGCGGAAAGCCUCACUCCUCACCGAAUUCUUCGAGAAUGAUCAAUCGAAUAUAUAACGACAGGAUUAUUGCGUACAGUAACUUUCAACAUCUAAUAUCAUUCGAAAAUCUUAAUCAGAAAUUUUGUAGAAUUAGCGAGAGCGGAGAUCUUACUGGAAAAAACAGAUUGAGAUGUGAAAUUUUCACCACUAAGAAAAAAUUAAUUAGACCCAAUCCCAAAGGUAAUUUCAUGAGGCCAUAAUCCGAACAUCCUCGAUCUUGAUCCCAAAAGGAAAUGCUACUUGUAUGAACAUCCUACAUGGCGCCUUCUUAUUAUCCUCUAGAAAAUGUUAGUAAAAUUUAAGGAUCAGAUUCACUCACAGGGAUUCAUUUUUUUAACCUUUUUACUUUAAGGAGUGACCAGUCAGUUUUUUUUUCUCCUUCCAUUAUCACUGCAUUAUCAACUAGAAAGAUGACGGGGAAAAGGAAAAUAUAUCAAUAAGGGGAUAUUGCAUGACUUAACGCCAAGUUUUGACUGCCAAAUUCAUAAGAAAUGAUCAGAAGACAGUGUGGAGAAUUGCUAUUGAGAUCACGUUGGAGUGGAAGGAUUCUUUAGAUCCCCUCUUACCACCACAUUCAACGACUUCUAUUUCAUCUUUUAUAGACGCUAAGGGCCAUCGUUAAAAAGUGUCUGCAAACAGGCGAGACGCUUGGAGCGAACUCCAUUGCAUUUCCUGUCAUUGGGACUGGAAACCUUCAAUUCCCACGUGAUGCAGCCUCAAGAAUCAUGUUGGGGGAAACAGUCGAUUUCUGCCGAGCCAACCCUGGCUCAAAUUUACGGGACAUCCGAUUUGUCGUGUUUAACCAAGAUCAAGCAUUAACUGCUGCCUUCAAACAAGAGAUGAACAAACUGCAACCCAAGCACAUUGGUCACUCUGCCAUCACGACUUUUACCUUCACUAGCCCUCUUAAUGUUGAGGUGGUUAAUGGUGAUUUGACUCGGGAGAACAGCACUGACGCUAUUAUGAAUAUCAUUAGCACGGACAUGAAGAUGGAUAACGCCGGAGACCUAAGCAAAGCCAUAGCAAGACAGAGUGGUCCACUAGUGCAACAAGAAUGCAACCAAUUGGGAAAGCAGCCUCCUGGAACAGCGAAAAUGACCAGCGGAGGUAAUUUACGAGUGCCUCAUAUUAUUCACAUAAUUCCAGGCUCCUCAGAUAAGCACCAUCUCCAGCAAUGUUUGGAGGAGGGUCUUCGCGUUGCGGAUGCCAAUAAUCUUCAAGCAAUCUCAAUUCCGUGCAUUGGCACAGGAGGAUACGGCUUGAAUGGAGCGGAUUCAGCCCAGCUGACGUUCAAAGCACUAAACGCAUUCAGUACCUUAUGUAAAAAUAUUAAGAAAGUAAGAGCGGUUGUGUUCCAGGCCUCUAUGAUGCAGGAGUUUCUACAAGAGCAGAAGAAACAACCAGUACAAGGUAACGAAGGAGAUAGUGACUCAGAGAAUGCAGCAGCCAGAGAAACCAGAAGUCGCGGACGUAGGCAGGAACUAGGCCAAAGUGACGAGCAUUCUGUAAGAAUUUCUGUGAUCGGCAAAGACAAGGUGAGCGUGGGAAAAGCCGUGGAAUCCUUGAAGAAAGUUUUUUCUGACGCUUGUACAAUGGAAAAAGUCGAAAGUGAAAUCGUCAGUCAGCUUUCUGAUAAGCAGAAGGAUAUCCUGAGGAAAAAGCUAAAGACCGUGACGUCAAACUUGAAAUUGAGGAUGACGUGGAUCGCAUUGUCGUUCGUGGUGGACCAACGGAAGUAUCUGGAAUGGUCGGGGAGAUCUGGAAAGAGAUCAACGAGAGGACGAAGAAGAAGCAGGAGGAAGAGCAAGCGAAGUUGGUUUCAAAGAACGUAG
Molecule: messenger RNA, 27398 nt
Organism: Pocillopora meandrina
Lineage: Eukaryota; Metazoa; Cnidaria; Anthozoa; Scleractinia; Pocilloporidae
Source: the annotation of a GenBank genome assembly